AUGAAUUCAUAUUAUUAUUAUUCAAAAGUACAAUUGUUGAUAUCAAUUGCUUAUGUCUUCUUUGUUGUGUCAAUUGUAUCAAUCAAAUUAAUCAAACCUUUAAAUAAUUUAUUACUUUACGGAAAGACAUCAACCGCCACAACAACAACACCCAAUUCAUCACCUACUAAGAAGGUGAUCCAAUAUGUCAGUAACAGACUAACUGUUCCAAAAUCAUGGUUUACUCAUUUCUAUAUAACAUUAUUUAGUUUAUCGACCGUUAUUUAUAUCCAGCAACAAUUCAAUAUGAAUCAAGAUGGAAUCUCUCCUAAUCAGGUCAAUUAUAAGAAUUUAUCAAUAAUACAAAAGUUAUUAUGGAUACAAGGAUUGAGAAGAUUGGCUGAAUGUUUAACAAUCACCAACUUUUCAAAAACUGCGAGAAUGAAUUUCGCUCAUUAUUUUAUUGGUAUGGCUCAUUACAUAAUGGUUUCAAUGUCUUGCUAUUUGGGCUUAAUUGUUACAAAAUCCCAACAAGGGGACGCGUCUCCAUUGACACUUGCGGAUUAUUGUUUGAUUAUUUUAUUUAUCACUUCAUCCAUUCAACAAUUCUUCCAUCAUUACUAUUUAUCUACAUUGGUGAAGUAUACCAUGCCUAAGUUUAAAUUGGUUUCUUCACCUCAUUAUUUAAAUGAAAUACAAAUCUAUAUCAUUUUGUUUGGUUUGAGUGUGAAGAAUGGUUGGACUUUAACUUCAAUUAAUUUUUUGACGUGUUUGCUUUUUGUCACAGUUAAUUUGUCAAUGAGCUCACUUGAGACUUAUAAGUAUUAUCAACUCAAAUUUAAAGAUGAAUUCACAUUGCAAUGGGCCAUAUGUCCAGGAUUAUUGUAA
Messenger RNA from Hemisphaericaspora subhashii, 867 nucleotides. RefSeq names its product DFG10. Gene Ontology annotation, cellular component: endoplasmic reticulum. NCBI's taxonomy places the organism in Eukaryota, Fungi, Ascomycota, Pichiomycetes, Serinales, Debaryomycetaceae. Gene Ontology annotation, molecular function: 3-oxo-5-alpha-steroid 4-dehydrogenase activity. The transcript has a single exon. The record is from RefSeq and is a predicted model, not a curated record. The coding region runs from base 1 to 867 and encodes 288 amino acids. Gene Ontology annotation, biological process: polyprenol catabolic process; dolichol-linked oligosaccharide biosynthetic process.